Messenger RNA from Pseudomyrmex gracilis, 1040 nucleotides. RefSeq names its product adrenodoxin-like protein, mitochondrial (gene Fdx1). Gene Ontology annotation, cellular component: mitochondrion. Gene Ontology annotation, molecular function: 2 iron, 2 sulfur cluster binding. Gene Ontology annotation, biological process: positive regulation of oxidoreductase activity; P450-containing electron transport chain. The transcript has 4 exons. The record is from RefSeq and is a predicted model, not a curated record. Lineage: Eukaryota; Metazoa; Arthropoda; Insecta; Hymenoptera; Formicidae. Bases 438 to 944 code for a protein of 168 amino acids.
AAUGAGAGCGUGAGGAUCGAUGAUGUAAUGUAUCUGGUUGGUGCCCAAGAAGAUGGAACGCUUUUUAAUCCCAUUUAAAUCAUCAAUUUAAACUACAUUUGGCAUCUCGCACACGUAUUAAAUAAUCGAUAAUAAAAAUUAAUUUCACGUUUAAUUAACUGUAAUCAUAUAAACAGGAAAACACUCGAAGCACAAGUGUCUCAAAGAAAUAUUGACCAAUAUCGCAUUGAUCGAUUUGUUCGAAUUGACAUAUAUAAUAGUUGAAACAAAAUGUGAACAGAUAGCAACACUGAAGACGCGUUGACAUGUGACAUCUUUGUUCUAUAAUCAUAGUAUGCAAUUCACGAGCCGAGUGCAGUCACAUUGCACGUGUCAUACAGUGUGUGUGUACAUACAGACAACCUAAUUAUGACAUUUUUUUUCUGACACCAUAAAAUAUGACGUUUAUACUGCGGCCGUUGUCUUUCUGUGUAAAACGGAAAAAAUGUACAGUACCUAUCAGUUAUACAGUAUUUAAUCAUAAAAUUCAUUCAUCAAAAUGUAUGUUCCAUGGUGAAUACGAAAUGCUGGAUCCAAAAACAGAAGCUGAUAUAGUCAAUGUCACUUUCAUUGACAAGACAGGCAAGAAGAUUCCUGUGAGAGGAAAAGUAGGCGAUAAUGUACUUUAUUUGGCACAUAGAUAUGGAAUUGAAAUGGAAGGAGCUUGUGAAGCUUCUUUAGCUUGUACUACUUGUCAUGUGUAUGUACACCAUGAUUAUACUGAUAAACUCCCAGUGGCUGAAGAAAAGGAGGAGGAUCUCUUAGAUCUGGCACCUUUUUUGAAAGAAAAUUCAAGGCUAGGUUGCCAGAUAAUUUUGUCCAAAGAAUUGGAUGGCAUAGAACUGGAAUUACCUAAAGCAACUAGAAACUUUUAUGUAGAUGGACAUACACCAACUCCACAUUGAUACGCUUGUUAUUGAAGUUGUUUAACUUACUUGUAAAUAUAUAUUUGUACGAGAGAAUAUGUAAAUACUUAUUGUGUGUAUUAAAAAAACAACUAA